This is a messenger RNA of Rotaria sp. Silwood2, 963 nucleotides long. The record is from the annotation of a GenBank genome assembly. Lineage: Eukaryota; Metazoa; Rotifera; Eurotatoria; Philodinida; Philodinidae.
AUGGAAUCGAACGUCAGCAAUCAUUCAUUUGAUACAAAGGAAUAUAGCAAUAAUUUAACAAUGUUUUCAUUAGAAAAAAGAGUCAAAUUCUUUCUACUUGUUAUCUUACAAGCACCUUCUGUUGGUUGUACACUUCUUACUUUAUAUCAUUUCAAUUGGAGUCGUUUACAAAGUCAAAUCUAUGGUCUUCUUCUUAUAAUUAAUGCACUUAUCAUGGCUGUUGAACUUCCAUUUACACUUUAUUUUCUUUAUAAAGGAAAUAUUUAUACAGAAAAAAUAUGCACAACUUGGAUUAUUCUCAAUUAUUCACUUUUUCUUUUAAGCAUUUUUCUAAUGGCAUGGACAUCUAUUGAACGUUAUCUAUUUAUUUAUCAUGAAAGAUUCAUCAUGCGACACAGUAUAUUACUUCAUUAUAUACCCAAUACAUUGAUUAUCUUUUAUUGUCCACUCUUUUAUAUAGGUGUUGUGAUAUUUCAUACGUGUCAAACAGCUUAUAAUAUAAACCAAUUUCUUUGUGGUGGUGCUUGUUAUCAAUUUGAACCUACUCUAGGUUUACUCGACUGGAUUGGAAAUGGAAUAUGUGGGGUAAUGAUUACUUUUACACUCAGUAUUGUGUUGAUUAUACGGCAUUUUAUAACACGUCAUCGAAUGAAAAAUGUUAUUACAGUAGCUAAACGUUCAGAAUGGCGCCGCUCACUAAAAUUAAGUUUGCAACUUCUUGCAAUUGCUAUGCCUUAUAUGAUUGCUUGGAUUCCUUAUUCAACAAUUGUACUUGUUCAAAUUUUUCAAAAUACUCAAGAACUUACUUAUAUUCUAUCAGAAUUUAUUGUCUAUUUACCUUAUCUACAGGCAUUAGUAUUACCAUAUGUUUGUAUUUUAUUUAUACCUGAAAUAAAAAGAAAAGUUUUUACUACAUUAAAUAUACCAUGUCGUCAGCAUCGUCGAAUUGAAGCUAUUGUAUAA